Messenger RNA from Grus americana (Whooping crane), 9423 nucleotides. It is a transcript of the gene LMBR1, whose product is annotated as limb development membrane protein 1. Bases 280 to 1746 code for a protein of 488 amino acids. Gene Ontology annotation, molecular function: transmembrane signaling receptor activity. Gene Ontology annotation, biological process: signal transduction. The transcript has 17 exons. The record is from RefSeq and is a predicted model, not a curated record. NCBI's taxonomy places the organism in Eukaryota, Metazoa, Chordata, Aves, Gruiformes, Gruidae.
GGCCGUGGUGUACGCGGGGACGCUGCGUGGUGACGCAGCAGGAGGAGCUGAGGCGUUGCUGCCCGCCCUUCCUCCUCCUCCUCCGCGCCCCGCCGGACCGUGACAGAGCGGCGGAGCCAGCCGCGAGCGCCGCCGCCGGGGCCCCUCAGCCGCCGCCAGGGCCCGGGGGAGCAGCCGGCGCUGCCGCUGGCCAUGGUGGCCCGCCUGCCGCCGGGGGGGCAGGAGCAGGCGCGGCGGCGGCGGCCGCCAUUGCGCGCGGGGGCCGCGGGACUAUGAAGGAUGGAAGCGGACGAGGUGACGAUCCGCGAGCAGAACUUCCACAGCCAAGUGCGGGAGUACACGAUCUGUUUUCUCCUAUUUGCUGUUCUCUACAUAGUUUCCUACUUCAUAAUCACAAGAUACAAAAGGAAAGCAGAUGAGCAAGAGGAUGAAGAUGCCAUCGUUAACAGAAUAUCGCUGUUCUUGAGCACCUUCACUCUAGCAGUUUCAGCUGGUGCAGUCCUGCUUCUACCUUUCUCAAUAAUCAGCAAUGAGAUCCUGCUUUCUUUUCCACAAAACUACUAUAUUCAGUGGUUAAAUGGCUCACUAAUUCAUGGUUUAUGGAAUCUUGCUUCUCUUUUUUCAAAUUUAUGUUUGUUUGUGUUGAUGCCCUUUGCCUUUUUCUUCCUGGAAUCGGAAGGAUUUGCUGGCUUAAAAAAGGGCAUCAGAGCACGCAUUUUGGAAACGCUUGUAAUGCUUAUUCUUCUUGCACUGCUUAUCCUCGGAAUCGUGUGGGUGGCUUCAGCACUCAUAGACAAUGAUGCUGCCAGUAUGGAGUCUUUGUAUGACCUCUGGGAAUUCUACCUCCCAUAUUUAUAUUCCUGUAUAUCACUGAUGGGAUGCUUGUUACUUCUCUUAUGCACGCCAGUGGGACUCUCGCGGAUGUUUACAGUAAUGGGUCAGUUGCUGGUGAAGCCAACAAUCCUUGAAGACCUAGAUGAGCAGAUGUAUAUCAUCACUUUAGAGGAAGAAGCAAUUCAGAGGAGGCUUAACGGUGUAUCUUCCACGGUGGAAUACCAGACAGUAGAGUUGGAACGGGAGCUUGAAAAAGUGAAAAGCAAGAAAACGAAUCUAGAACGGCGGAAAAAAGCUUCUGCUUGGGAAAGGAAUUUAGUCUAUCCAGCUGUUAUGAUAUUGCUACUGAUUGAGACAUCCUUCUCGGUCCUCUUAGUUGCUCUCAACAUUCUUUACCUGUUGGUUGAUGAGACUGCAAUGCCAAAGGGAUCAGGGGGGCCUGGAAUAGGAAAUGCCUCCCUAUCCACCUUUGGUUUUGUGGGAGCAGCACUUGAAAUCAUUUUGAUUUUCUAUCUUAUGGUAUCCUCUGUCGUCGGCUUCUACAGUCUUCGUUUUUUUGAAAAUUUCACUCCCAGGAAGGAUGACACAACUAUGACAAAGAUCAUUGGAAACUGUGUCUCAAUCUUGGUGCUGAGCUCUGCUUUGCCAGUGAUGUCAAGGACACUGGGAAUCACCAGAUUUGAUCUGCUUGGAGACUUCGGAAGGUUUAACUGGCUGGGAAACUUCUAUAUUGUGUUAUCUUACAACUUGCUCUUUGCUAUCAUGACCACGUUGUGUCUGGUCAGAAAGUUCACUUCUGCUGUGCGAGAAGAGCUCCUGAAGGCAUUAGGAUUAGAUAAACUUCAUCUGUCAAACAAUCCAAGAGACUCAGAGACAAAGCCAUCUGCAAACGGGCAUCAGAAAACACUGUGAUUAACAAUCACCUGCAAUCAACAGAGCUGAAAACACCAACCUCAUGGCAUUCCUGUCAUCUCAUCGGCAUUUUUAUAUUGAUUUUAUUUGUUGAUAAUUGAGGUCCAACCAUGUCUCAUAUUUUGAUGCUGUGUGUUUCUGAGGAAGUUAGGUAUAUCAGAUUCUUCUCUUUCCGGUGAACUUUUGGUCUGCUUGGUUAUUUCCCAGUAAGUUAAUGCAGGAGGUGCCUUGAAGACUGGAAGCUGAAGAGAAUAAUGCAUUCCUUUUUAUUUGUUGACAGUCUCAUAUCUUUAGGUAUAAACCUGCUACCAUUUGAAUGCACAGUACCUCCUGUUUUACACAGACACAGCUAUAAAGAAUAACUUUGGGACUUGGUUUAAAAAAGAAAAGAAAAAAAAAGAAAAAAAAGAUAAACUUGAAGCCGUAUAUGACCCUUACUGGAAAUGUAAACUACCUGGAGUAGGUGUCCUGACAGUGGCUAAACAGUUCCACUGAGAAUGUGUUUAAAAAUGACAGUAACUGGUAGAGAUCCCAGUUCUGUUCAUGCUGGAUACAGUAGGCUGUUUGUAGGCCGAUGUCACGAAGCUUUCCGUUCUUAGCUGCACAUGCCAGGUUGCUUUACUGGUAGCCAGACAAUGUCUUAUUGAGUAGAGUGAAGUACAAGAUGAAGAUUAACUUCAGUGUUAAAUCUGAGCCUAGUAUGCUUUGUAAAAAGCUGCGUAGACCUCCUGUCACAGCUCUUACAGUUCUGUAAGCUAUUGUGCCACGGAGGUCACUUACCCUACCAAGUACAUCCCUGUAAAAUUCUUUAUGAACUACUGUGUAUAAGCAGUACUUGGAAUCAAUGCAAGUAGCACAGGCCUAGGAGGCUGCAGUUGCAGUUUUUUUACAAUCUUCUUUAAUUUGAAGUAAAUUAUUUCUCUGAAUUUAUACUAUAGUUACCAGGAUUUCUGUUCGGUGGCAUAAUCCAGUAUCUUUCACUAGCCUGUUUUUUAAUGUACACAUGAACAUGUAUAUAGGCCUAUAUGUAUAGAUAUCGUAAAUUAAAUUCUAAGCUUAUAGAGAUGACAUAGGUGACUUGGUAAGUAAAACUUGUGUGUUCAAUCUUGAUAGUAUGAAUUUCUGCGGUGUCACAGUUUAACUGCUCAGAGGCCUUAGAUUCAGGAUGGCAUCGGUGGGUGGUAACACCCUUUUUCUUAGCACUACUGCAGCCUUAGGAGUCCUUUACGCAGUUUAUAGUAAAGAAAAAACCCACCAACCAAAACUCAAGUAAGUAUUCCAAAUCCAGUCGCACAUUUUUUUGUCCUGCUCUGCCACGAGUAAUCUUCAAACAGCUUGGAAUGGGGACACCUUCAGCGUGUGCCUGUUAUGUGGCAAGUCAGGUAACAUUCCUGUUUAUUUCCUGUUUCUGUACAACAAGUCUGUCUGUCUGGAGUUUGGGGUCUUAUGCAUGAUCAAGUGGUGACAACUAACUCUCCGGUGUGGUUCCAAAAUAAGAUAAACCUUGUGUCAGAAACUCUAUGGCUGUUCUCCUGAGAUCACUGCUCUUGGCUGUAGGCUUGCUGUUCUGUGUGUGAAUGUGAGCUGCUUUGUUUUGUUUGUUGUUUUUUUUUCUUUUUUUUCCCUGGAGUGCUUCAAAAAUCAAGGUCUAGUAUACAGAAGGAUUUCUCAGUUUGGUAUUUUGGGUUUUUUUUGUUUUGUUUUUUUCAGCUGCCUUUUCUGACAUGAACUAGGCAUGAUGUAAAUACUGCUGUAGUAAAUAUGCUUGAGAGUUGGGUUUUUUUUUUGUGUGAUUAGUAUAAGUUCAAGGCUUAUUAAAAUGAGUAUUGAUGUGUUGUACUGAGUCUUGGAAGACAAAGUAAAACUGCUUGAUUUCACUAAGAUUUACAAGCAUCUUUUCUGUUGUUUGAGUUUAAUGCUGACAUUUUGGUGAGAAAUCUUUAUCUGAUGCAGAGUUCUGCAACCAAGAACAGGGAGCUAUACUUAAGAGUUGUUUUAAAAUGUGUUUACAUUUAAAAUAUUGGGAGAUUUAUUAUCAAGGGCGUCAUUCAGGUAUUCUCAGAACUUGUAGCCUUAUGUAUUAGCAUUGUAGUUAAAAAUAACUGAAAUGUAUCCACUUGUCCAUGCAAGUGGUUGUGUGACCAAAAUUGUCUUCAUGUCUUAAUGGGGCUGGUGAAUUGUGGUGUGUGAGGCUAGUUAGCUUUAUUAGAAUAUUUCUAUUACAACUUUAAGACAGUUACUGAAAUACAGUCUGUGAAACUGAAGAAAUUAAUUUAAAGAAUAACUCUAGGGAGCGUGAACCAGCGUAGGUCUUGCUUUUUGUGCUUUUUUCAGUUGUUAGACUGACACGAUGUUUUGGAGAGAUGUUUGUCCUGGCAUCAGUGACCCAAGAGCAUAGAAAGAGGUGGGAUUAUGUGUGCGUGGCUUCUGAAAGUGAGUGGGGCAGUUAGUUAAAUCGAGCGGAGACAGUUCCUGCUGAUAAGCACACAAGCUUCAGGCAAGACUUUCAAAUUCUCUUUCAAAACAAAUGUUACAGCCUUGCUUGUUCCAACCCCUUCUGCUGGAUUCGGCAGGCAGCCAUGUAUGGGUGAAGGCUACAUUAGUGAAGAUUUUUACACUGAAAUUGGGAGGAUGAUGAAGAUGCUGUGUGGUUUCCAAGGUGGCUGAGAAAUUCAGAACUACCCUGUGCAACUACUGACAGUGUUUUGUUUUAAAAUCAGCUGUUGAUAUUGUGACACUGUCCACGUUAAAAUAUGCCUUUGGCCUUGAAAAUGACAUGCUUAUGCAAAACUCCUUUAUAGAUAUGAUGCUACUUUCAAAUAAAUAUACUACGUGUAAGAUACAGGUCACUAUAUACUUGUCACAGAAGCAUAUGGUCACUUAAAUACGAGCAACUGGUAAUUCAUUAAUGGAUAUUGACGAUACAUUCCUAGUAUUUUGACUCAUGUAGAGUCAGGUGGUUUAUACCUUCAAGGUAUAUACAGCUGAUCUUAGUAACAUUAACAUGUGCCUCACUUCUUAUGAGGCAAAAAGCACAUAAAUGCUUCCAUCCUCAACUAGGUACCACACAAGACCAAAAAAUAGAUGUAAAUUAAGUGUUUUAAACUAGCUGUUUCCUGGCUUUAUUCUGUGUUGGUAGCACAAUACUAAAUGCAGUGGCAGAACUGUAAUAUUGUGGGAUUUCUAAGCGUAAAGCACACAUACUUAUCACUUUAAGCUAAAAAAUAAUAGCAUUGGUUACUGUACAAGCGACAGUUUUUGCAUUCAUAGGAAGCUUUGUUUACUGUCUGUAAUACGAUGUUUAUCUUUGGCCCUGUUCCUCCCAUACCUUUUACCCUGUUGACUGUUUUAGUGUCAUAGAAAUUAAAGGAUUUGACAAGUUGUUUUCCAUGUCUGCUUCCAAAGUACCACUCGAGCAUCCCAGAGGCACGGCUGCAUGCUGCAGUCCAGCCCGUGCACUGUGUGCUUAAUGGGAUGACGAGGGGAGCGGCCGCUGCAGAGCGACGCUUUCUCUGGCACAUCACGCCACGUGCGAAGGGGGCUGUGGUCCUCCUCUGUCCCACUGGCUCUGUCCUGCUCGCCCGUACGUCUCUGUGGCAGCUGAUGCUCCUACUUCGGGUGGUGUGCCCGCUGCUGUGUCGUAAAGGCCCUUUUCUUAGGGAAUUUACAAUCUAAAUGAGAAAGGAAUAAGGUAGAAACAAAGAACACUUGGCUUCUUUAUGCAUGUGACUUUCCUUGAAUUUUGGAAGAAUGUUCCAGGUUAUUUUCCUCUCUCUUUUCCUCCUCAUCCAGAAGUGUGAUGGGCUGAGGCAGUGCACAGACAGUAGCUGAGCCUUAUGCUUAAUGGAUUUAAGCAGCAUCUACAGCUGUGAAAUACCAAAUACAGGAAGACAGCAAAAUCCUGUUGUUUUACAUACACUCUGAUUUUUAAAAUAGCAAUUUUUUAAAAUCUAGGUAAAGUCAUUCAAGCAGAGGCAGUACACUAAUGCCAUGUUAAUAACCUCUUUAAAGAGAAAUAUGCUUAGUUUUGUUUUAAAAAGUGGUGAUGUGAACUGUGAACCUUUAAAUGCUGUAGGAAGUAAGGCCCCUUCCCCCCCCUCCGAGUUAGUAUUUUGGUUGUUUUAGUGCUGACUUGAGACAAUACUGCAUACACUAACUUCCCUCCCUAAGCCGUAGAUUUCAGGAGCUGAAGUCUUGAGCUCCUGGAUAUUGAAUUUACUGUUGGUAAACUGGCAGGUUAUUUCAGUCAUGUUAACAGCAUCUGAACUUUACAAAAGUGCUGCUUUUGAAUUCAUCUCGUCAGGGAGAGCAACCUAAGCCAACAGCCAUCGCCCGCAGGGUCCUGACAUGGAUCCCCACACCCCCUCGAGUCCAAGGGAAGUCUGCUGGUGGUGAUAACCACUGCCACCUUGUUCUCCCUUGCCUGGUGCCCUUACCUCAGGCAAACUGGCUUUGACGUGGUCGUAAGAAGUUGCGAUGCUCCAUUUCUGCUCAAGGUGUGAGGUCAGCCCAUGGUUUGUCUGUCUGCCACAAGCAGUUGUAGGUGCUGAAUCGGGUCAGUUCUGAUUGGGAUGGCAGACUCUCAGGGUUUCCAGGUGAUAGCUGCGCGUGGCCUUGAACUGUAGCUUUUGCUUUCAGCUCCGCUUUGUUGGGGCUAAGAAGUUGCCUGGGAUUUUCUGGUCGUAAGUUUCUGUGCAGGCUGUAAGGGAUCUCUUACAAGUUUCAUUGCAACAGCUAAAGCCUGACAAUACCAGUCAGAAUCUUGGGAAGGAGAACACAUCUGGUGGGGAAUUAACACGAAAUGGGACUUGCAGAAUCCUUGCUGUGCCCGACUGUGUUGGGGAGGGCUGGGGUGGGGAAUGACAUGGGGCUCACCUGUGCAGACAGUCUGGCUUCCAUUCUUUUUCUAGUCAAUCUUUAAAAUUCCAUAUUACUAAAAAUGUAUUUAAAAUCCUUAAAGUGAUGAAAUUCAGGCGCUGAUGAAACUUUUUCUAAAUCUGACCUUAAUUCUUGAAGACAUCUAACAUCUUGGCUUGCUUUCCUUUUUCAUGUUUUCAAGUCAUUCGCUAUUGGCGAAUCAUCAGCGUUGAUGUUACUAACAGGUCCUCUUCUUGGUGUAGACAAAAUGUGAAAGAAGAAGAAUCUACAUAGAUCUGAUGUAUGAUCUGUAAGAAUAUAUACCAGCAGGAAACUGAAAUGGGGAGGUUUUUUGAAACGUUUCACAAUUGAAGCACCUCAAACUCUGCUUUCAAACAUCGAGUCAUUAGUAUAUUGAAUUGUGUGUUCUCCAAAUAUGCCAGGAGCUCACUAACACUGAAACCAACUUAAGUUCUUCUAAAAAUCACAGUGCAACAGUAUCCUUGACGUUAAAUUUAUAGAAGCCUGUGAGCUUGUGAAGAUGGCUCUUACUUGGUAACAGAAAACCUGAGGAUGCUUGCUGGUUCUGUAUUAAUUACCCUAGAUUUCUAAGUAACUCUUUCAGUUUCAUUUAUUUCUCACAGAUUAUUGUUUUUAUAUACAUAGCAUUAAAUGUUUUAACAAAUACAGAAGAUGACUCCAACCAGGCAAAGUGACAGUGUAAGAAAUAUCCUGUAAAGGUCGAUAUCUUGAUGUAUCUGAAUCCAAGCUGUUCAAAAGCUGUAUCUGCAUUAAGAGCUCACGUAAACGUAGAAACUAGGAAAUCCCAGGGCUUAAAGACUUUGGGUGUCCGACUCCUCAUCUGCACUGCUGUGAGCACUUGGGGAUACUGCUUCUGAAUGGCUUUGUAAACGUUUGUUGUAUAUUAACCUCAAGUGUUGCUCCCCCCCCCCAUUUACAUUAAGUUUUGUAGUCAGCGUCACUGGAUGAAGCUCCUCUUGUGAACACUGCUUUAUUUGGCAUUCCUCACGUAUUAGUGCUGCCAUAGAUACCAGCUAUUGAAGUACCAGGGGACUUGCUUUGAUUUUAAUGUGUUUCUUUUCCCACAUAGUCUCUGCAGAAACAUUCCCUAGUUAGAAAUGUUCUGCCAUUAUGAAAAUUUUAGUAUUUAUUCAUUUAUUUGUGCUUGAUCUGUUUUUUACCACUAGAUUCCAUUAAAACAAUCCUGUUAGAUUGUAGCAAAUUACGAAGAGCCCAUAUAAGUUUGAAUUAGGAGUGAGAUGGUUUAGCCAUUGCAUAUAUACGUGCUUUUAACUUUCCAUAGCGUGAGGCAACUGGCCCACUUCUUGGUGAGAGAGCAACGUGCUCGUACAGCUGAUUUGAGCCCAUGCCGAUGGCAGUUGCUCCGGAGUAGCUGACGUACCGUGGGACCGCUCUUCAGUUCUCUUGUGAUUUGUAGAGGGAGGCUGCAGCUCUUGAUGUGCCUCGCUGCCCGCCUUGACUGGAGAUGGAGACGCAUUGUUCGGGUGCGUCCGCAGUGUGUAACUUUCUCAUGAUUUGAUCAAAGUCAGACUUUGGUGCCAAGGUAAGGCUCUUCACGUGUGUUUUCUGUUCCUCUUGUAUUUCACACGUAGGCGUGUUUUUUGGACCUUUUCUCUCCAUGUAAAAUGAUCAUUUGGAAAAGCAGCGUGAUGGUGGCACCUGUAUUGUGAAUACAAUGGUUCUGCUUAAAUGCUUAAGGAGAAAAUUAACUGGUGCGUGACUUCUGUUUUCCCCCAACCAUAAUUUUCCCAGUCCGGGUCAAAAUUAGAUUCACAAAAUCUGUGCGAGUAACUUUCUUCUCCCUGGCUUUGUAUAGCAAAACAAACUUGAGUCACGUUUCAUUUUUUUUUUUUUUAAAGGUAGAUUUCAAAGUAUUUUUGUCUUAUUUGGCCUGACUCCUCCUACUGUAAUACAAAUGGAUAGAAAAUGAAGAUACAUUUGGGUCAUGGAUUUGAAAUGUUUUGAUUUGAAAUUUGAAAAAAGUGUAUGAAACACGUUCACAAAAAAAUACGGCUGGAUUUCCUUUACUUUCUUGUGGGGUUUGGAACCCAACCCUGUGUUACCUCAACAGAAAACACACAUCGCUCUUGUCUUCACGAAGCUUUGUCUCUAAAAUUUCCGCUGAGGAGAGAGAGUGUUCUUAGAGUGCUGCUGGCCACCUCGUACCUGGGAUCAGCUUCACGUGGACUUGGGUGACGUGACCAUAAAAACACAGUUUGGAACUAGUGUUUCUAUGGGUGCUGCUGCUGCUGGCGCUGUGGUGUUCUGUCGUGCACUUUCGGGUCUUUCACUGCAACGUUACUGGUUAAGAUUUUGGUUUACACAAAAAGAGACGCACAAUCUGUACUGUGUGUGAGGCUGAGAGAUGUUGAAUGGAAUCGGCGGUUCCCUCUUGGUCCCGUUGGUGCUUAAGGCUUUGUAAACUCUGCAGUCUUGAACAGCUGAUGGUUCUUUCACGUGGAUGUAUCUUGGACCAAGGGAAAAAUUAUGCUUUUAGUCUUACUUUAAUCAGAACAAUUCUCUGUGUACAUACCUUCUCCCCACCAAACCCUUCCUGGUCUAUUUUAGGUCAUUCAGAAAUAUGUUUUAUAAUGUUCUCGAUUGUAGAUACUUUGCUGUGUUACAAAACUAAAUGCAAAUACUUGCCGCCUUAGGUUGAAUUUUUUUGUGAAAAGCAGUGGUCAUGUGUCUUUUCCUCUGUUUGAAGUGUUACACUGAAUGGUUUUGUAGGAAGAUUUUUUUUUAACUGUGCUUUCAAUAAAGUUAAAGUGUGAUUCG